Molecule: messenger RNA, 892 nt
Organism: Aphanomyces invadans
Lineage: Eukaryota; Oomycota; Saprolegniomycetes; Saprolegniales; Verrucalvaceae
Exons: 3
Coding region: 36-779 (247 amino acids)
Biological process (GO): protein transport to vacuole involved in ubiquitin-dependent protein catabolic process via the multivesicular body sorting pathway
Cellular component (GO): ESCRT II complex
Source: RefSeq, a predicted model, not a curated record
CUCGGCGUCAAGAAAAAGCACUGCCGCUGACAAGGAUGAGGCGCGGCAAGAUGGGAAUUGGGGCCGUAAAGUGGAAGCAGGAGCAGAAAAAGGCUUACGAGGAGGCGGGAGCUCAGCUGACGCAAAGCCAUCUCGCUCAUGUGCAGGAACAGCUCGAGGUGUUCAAGACGAAUCUGCAAACGUUUGCUGUCAAGUACAAAUCCCAGAUCAAGAAAGACCCCGAGUUUCGGAAGCGGUUCCAGGUCAUGUGCGCCAAGAUCGGGGUCGACCCUCUCGCGUCGAAGAAAGGCUUUUGGUCUGAGCUGCUCGACAUGGGUGACUUUUACUACGAGUUGGCUGUGCAGAUCAUUGAAGUAUGCAUCUUGACUCGCAACAAGAACGGCGGGUUGAUUGCGAUCCAGGAUUUGCUUGGAUUGUUGGACCAGCGACGGGGGCCAUUAAUGCAAAAGAUUUCCGACGACGACAUCAAGCGAUCGGUGAAGAAACUUAAAGUUCUCGGUGAAGGAUUCAACGUCAUCGAACUUGGGUCCAAAACGAUGAUUGUCACGGUGCCAGUGGAACUCAACCAAGACCACUCGUCCAUCCUCCUUCUCGCCCAGGAGACGAAAGGAGUUAUUACUGUCGCUACCUUGGCCGAGAAGCUUGGGUGGGACGCAAAUCGUAGUAUGUUGGCAUUGAAUAUCCUGCUGCGCGAAGGCAUGGUGUGGUUGGAUGGAGAACAGAAUUGCCCAGGGACCGCCUACUACUUUCCCAGUAUUGCCUUGGCUGCUGCCAGCUAGGCAACAAACAGCAGCUCCAAUAGAGAACUCCCAGCCAAUUCCAGUUUGUGUAAUAUCGUAUUUCCCCGUAAAGAUCACGUUAAGGUGAACGAACAAUGUUGUUUGGCUCGUCA